Molecule: messenger RNA, 1804 nt
Organism: Magnolia sinica
Lineage: Eukaryota; Viridiplantae; Streptophyta; Magnoliopsida; Magnoliales; Magnoliaceae
Product: metal tolerance protein 1-like
Exons: 2
Coding region: 160-1404 (414 amino acids)
Biological process (GO): zinc ion transmembrane transport
Cellular component (GO): plasma membrane; vacuole
Molecular function (GO): zinc ion transmembrane transporter activity
Source: RefSeq, a predicted model, not a curated record
UCUUCCAGAGGAGCAGAUAACCUUGUAAUGUUGUACUUGAAAACUCAAAAAUUCCAAUCCAAAUAACCCAAACCCUAGAAGACGAGAGAGAGAGAGGCUGAAAGGUGAAACCCCAAGUUCUGAAAACCCCUAAUCAUUAAAAGAAGAGACAUUUUAAAGAUGGAAGGACAAAAUCCCCAACAUGGCCAGAUCAUGGAAGUAAGCGGUGAUGUGCCCAUGGGAGGGCCCAGCCCAAGUGGGAGCAAGAUUUGUGGAGGAGCAACUUGUGGGUUCUCCGACUCUAAGACCAUCUCUAAAGAUGCAAAAGAAAGGUCUGCAUCCAUGCGGAAACUUCUGAUAGCGGUCACCCUCUGCAUCAUCUUCAUGAGCAUUGAAGUAGUCGGCGGCAUCAAAGCGAACAGUCUCGCAAUCUUAACCGAUGCGGCCCAUCUGCUCUCGGAUGUCGCAGCUUUCGCCAUCUCUUUGUUCUCAUUGUGGGCAUCGGGGUGGGAAGCAAACCCACGUCAGUCUUAUGGUUUCUUCCGGAUUGAGAUCCUUGGUGCUCUGGUUUCCAUUCAGAUGAUAUGGCUACUGGCCGGCAUACUAGUCUAUGAAGCCAUUGCAAGACUAAUCCACGACACUGAUGAAGUCAAGGGCUUUCUGAUGUUCGUUGUUGCUGCUUUUGGUCUGGUUGUUAACAUCAUCAUGGCUCUCCUGUUGGGUCAUGAUCAUGGCCAUGGUGGCCACAGUCAUGGUCAUGGCGGGCAUAACCAUGGCCAUGGCGACCAUGGUCAUGAUGCAGAGCAUGCCCAUGGGAUGAGAGUAACCACACAUCAUUCGGGUCAAUCAAAGAACAAGGAUGAGCACGAUCACAUUCACCAUAGCAUUCAUGUGGAAGACGGGGAUCUUCACUCCCCCCUAAUCGGGCAUCCUGAAGAUUGCUGUGACUCGAAGGGUGGUUCGAAGGAAACCAAACCAAAUAAAAAUCAGAACAUCAACGUACAGGGGGCGUAUAUCCAUGUACUAGGGGACUCCAUCCAGAGUGUUGGAGUGAUGAUUGGUGGGGCGAUCAUAUGGUACAAGCCCGAGUGGAAGAUAAUUGAUCUGAUAUGCACGCUCAUCUUCUCUGUGAUUGUGCUGGGGACCACAAUCAAGAUGCUGCGCAGCAUACUGGAGGUCCUGAUGGAGAGCACACCGAGGGAGAUUGAUGCAACGAUGCUCGAGAACGGUCUCUGCGAGAUGGAUGGGGUGGUGGCCGUUCACGAGCUGCACAUAUGGGCCAUCACUGUUGGGAAGGUCCUGUUGGCAUGCCACGUGACGAUAACGCCAGAGGCAGAUGCGGACCUCGUGCUAGACAAGGUGGUGGGGUACAUUAAGAGGGAAUACAAUAUCAGCCAUGUAACCAUACAGAUAGAGCGCCAGUAAGUCCUGGAAAGGCAAGGAAUGGUGGUUAGAAAAUUACUAGGAUUUGUUACUUGUAUUUGGGGGAAUGUCUUUAUUCUAGUCUUGCAAAUUUUUUCUUCCUUUCGGUCCUCUGCUAUUCUUCUUGUCUGCUGCAUUUACGCCCCUUUGCACUCGGCGCUGAGAGCGGGUUUUGAGCUGACGCAUCACCUCCUAGGCAAUGGCCAUCUUGUGUUGGUAUCUGCAGUUAGGUGUAGCAGUGUAUGCGCAUUGGCUUCUCGGAGGUGUUGGUCUAUACAGAUUGGAUUGGAGAGCUUAGAGAUAAAGGACUCAGUCCACGCUUUCGUUGGGCAUGUAACGGUAUGGUUCAUUUCAAUUGUUUGCUGGGGAACAUUGCCUUUCUCUUAAUGGGCUCAUGCUGUAA